Messenger RNA from Brachypodium distachyon (stiff brome), 1798 nucleotides. Its product is annotated as cold-responsive protein kinase 1. Gene Ontology annotation, biological process: protein phosphorylation. The transcript is spliced from 8 exons. The coding region runs from base 447 to 1583 and encodes 378 amino acids. Gene Ontology annotation, molecular function: ATP binding; protein kinase activity. The record is from RefSeq and is a predicted model, not a curated record. Lineage: Eukaryota; Viridiplantae; Streptophyta; Magnoliopsida; Poales; Poaceae.
CCUUGUGGGAUCUGAGCACAAGUCUUUCCAUGCUAUUUCCCAAGUUGCAACCAGCUCAGCCCUCCAAGGUGAGAAAAAGCCAAGUCACCUUGGCUCCUUGCCUAGACUCAUAUAUAGAGAGCAUACAGCAACAUUCUUUUGCUUCUACAUAUACAUGUCCUCGGCUCCUCACACCAACAUCCAGGACUUCUUAGCUGGGUGUUGGAUGUUCUUGGCUCUUCAUACAGCCACAAUACAUCACAGUGAAGUUUCCACUGAGCAGCAACUAUCCCUAAUCCUGGGGUCGGCUGGAACCUGGAAAUGCAUCUUUUCCCACUGAUUUCGUUGGUCAAACAAAGUGUUCUUGGCACAAGAUGUUCUGAACAAGUUGUCAUCAAACUCUUUUUUGCAUGAGCUUCUGCAGACAUACCUGGAACUCCUAGGAAGCAAAUUUCCAUACUCUAGCAAUGACUUGCUUUUCUGCACUCCGGUGGAAAAGGAAUUCCAGAAGCCAAAGUGUGCAGCAUGACAUAGACAUACCGGUCUAUAGCAACGUGAAGAUCUACUCCUCCAAGGAGCUCAAGAAAUCCACAAGAAAUUUCUGCUCAGGAAACAAACUUGGACAGGGUUCUUUCGGCUGUGUCUACCUGGGGAGGCUGAAGAAUGGUCAGAAAGUUGCCAUCAAGGUGCUGUCCUCAGAAUCGAAGCAAGGAACAAAGGAGUUCUUGAAUGAGUUGAGUGUCAUAUCCAGCAUAACCCAUCACAACCUUGUAAAACUGCAUGGCUGCUGCGUCGAUGGAGGUCAGAAAAUGCUUGUCUACAAUUAUUUAGAGAACAACAGCCUUGCAAAGACCCUCUUCGGCAAUUCCAACAGCAGCAUCCGGUUUGACUGGAGGACUAGGGUGAAGAUCUGCAUUGGUGUUGCAGAGGGUCUUGCUUAUCUGCAUGAACAAAUCCGGCCACAUAUCGUCCACCGUGACAUCAAGGCAAGCAACAUUCUGCUCGAUAAGGAUCUGAACCCUAAGAUAUCGGAUUUCGGGCUAGCAAAGCUCUUCCCGGGCAACAUGACACAUAUCAGCACCAGGGUUGCAGGAACGUUAGGGUAUCUUGCACCGGAAUAUGCGAUCCGAGGACAGCUGACGAAGAAGGCUGAUGUCUACAGCUUUGGAGUUCUGCUCCUGGAGAUUGUCAGUGGCAGGUGGCACAAUGACCCCAGAUUGCCUCUCCAAGAUCAGUUCCUCCUAGAAAUGGCUUGGACACUCUACGAGUCUGGUGAUCUAGAGAUCCUCAUCGACAGGACCUUAAACGGUGGUUUCAGCAUCGAGGAAGCACAACAGUUUCUGAGAAUAGGGCUACUGUGCACCCAGGAUACACCUAAGGUCAGGCCCUCCAUGUCGACGGUCGCCAAGAUGCUGAAGGGCGAAUGCGCCGUCGGCGACAAAAUCAUGAGGCCAGGCCUGAUCACAGAUGUCAUGGACCUGAAAGUCAGAACACUUGAGCCUCUUCAGUUAGGUGUGUCUCCAGCAAUAUCUCCCAUAGAUAGCCAGUCACUGGUGUCUACACUUGCAUUAGCCGGCAGCACCAUAAUAAGGAAGAGCCCCUGAGGGAAACUUGAAGAAAACAAUGGCUGUAAAGCAACAAUGUCGAAAGAGGAAUUUAGUGUUGUUUGUAUUUGUAGGCUGCGAGCACCUGAAUUUUGAUGAUCAGCAGCAAUUGAAGAUCCUGAGGUCACAGGUUUCAGUUGUAAGUUCUGUGACCGAUGAACAUGUUUCAGCACAAUAAGGUUCAAAAGUACAUGACCCAAAUCUGGUAUUAUUAA